Molecule: messenger RNA, 1452 nt
Organism: Cyclopterus lumpus (lumpfish)
Lineage: Eukaryota; Metazoa; Chordata; Actinopteri; Perciformes; Cyclopteridae
Gene: irx4a
Product: iroquois homeobox 4a
Exons: 5
Coding region: 1-1452 (483 amino acids)
Biological process (GO): regulation of transcription by RNA polymerase II; cell development; neuron differentiation
Cellular component (GO): nucleus
Molecular function (GO): RNA polymerase II cis-regulatory region sequence-specific DNA binding; DNA-binding transcription factor activity, RNA polymerase II-specific
Source: RefSeq, a predicted model, not a curated record
AUGUCAUAUCCACAAUUUGGAUAUCCCUACUCGUCUGCUCCACAAUUCCUGAUGACAACCAACUCUCUGACCACUUGCUGCGAGUCCACCGGCAGAUCCAUAGCCGACUCCGGAGUGGCGGCGUCCGGGCAGACACCAGUCUACUGCCCCGUGUACGAGAGCCGGCUGCUGGCCACGGCGAGGCAUGAACUCAGCUCAGCCGCCGCGCUGGGCGUGUACGGGAGUCCCUACACUGGCAGUCAAGGCUAUGGGAAUUACGUUACAUACGGCACCGAUGCCUCGGCAUUCUACUCGCUGGGCACAUUCGACACUAAAGACCCCACAGCUUCUGCGCAUGCGGGAAUAACCCAGGCAACCGCCUACUAUCCUUAUGAUCCUACCUUGGGACAGUACCAGUAUGACAGAUAUGGUUCCAUGGAUGGGGGAACAAGGCGGAAGAACGCCACGCGGGAGACGACCAGCACUCUAAAAGCCUGGCUGCAGGAACACAGGAAGAACCCGUACCCCACUAAAGGGGAGAAGAUCAUGCUGGCCAUCAUCACCAAGAUGACCCUGACGCAGGUCUCCACGUGGUUCGCCAACGCCAGGCGGAGGCUCAAGAAGGAGAACAAGAUGACGUGGCCGCCCAGGAACAAGGGCUCAGAGGAGAAGAGAUAUGACGAGGAUGAAGAUGGGUCUCAGGAGGAGCAGAUAAAAAGCGAGAACAAUGAGGAUGAGACCAGAAGUCGGCCUGAUAAAGACCUGCAGUUGAGCGAUUUGGACGAUUUCGACACGCUCGAGUCCGAGAGCUCGGAGUGCGAGCUGAAACACCGAUACCUCAUGAACACGCACAUGACGACGACGGGCGACUGCCCCGCGGAGCACCUCAUCAAGGACGCGUCUCUGAAAAUCUCCAUCCCUGUUUCCCUGGGAGGGGAGCAGGACUUGAGCAAAAGUUGUCUCAAAACGAACCAGGAGGAUUUCCAGCCUGCCAAAGUGUGUUAUAGCCAACAGCAGCAGCAGCAGCAGCAGCAGCAGCAGGCAGGGCACCAGCUAUUAGACGGCAAGCCUCGGAUCUGGUCUUUGGCACAAACUGCGACGUCCCUGAACCAGACUGAGUACCCGUCCUGUAUGCUGAGGUGCCAGCCGCCGCCCCCCUCCUCGCUCACUCCAUCCCCCGCCGCUACCUCACCUGUGACCGUCCUGGACAACGGGCAGGACUCGCCGGUCACGACCCUGAGAAACUGGGUGGACGGAGUUUUCCACGACCCCUUGUUUAGGCACAGCACUUUGAGCCAGGCUCUGACCAACACCACCGUCUCUUGGACCACGAACACCAAAGACGCCAUGCUGGAGGCUGAGAGGAGCGCGGCGGCCUUGCAGCAGCAGCAGCAGCAGCAGCACCACCAUGACUCCUCCAAAGACAGUGCCAUGAGUUUCCCAAAAACUAUCAACAAACUUUUCUGCUCCUAA